CAGUAUUUCGGCAUAUUUCCGCGCAGAGUCCGAUUUGAUGAAGUGAAAACGGUCCAUAGGUCGGUUAUAGUCGGCAUGAUAACAGUAGUCAAGCCCGUCAGGAAUUUACCUGUAAUGCCAGUGUUCUAUUCGCGCUAUUUCUUGCACAGAGUGUAAGACCAGCCUCGGAGGCAUCAGCACAUAUCCUCGAAGCUUCUGUUCGCGACAAUCGAACCAUAUUACCUGUGAAGCUCAUCUCGAGCCGACAAGACUGCAAUACUUUCACUCACGCAACAAGAAGAUUGCUACUCCGUUCCCAUCCAUAUGGCGGCUAACGGGGACGCCAAGCCCCUUUUCGUAGCACCUAAUGGUGGCCGGAAAGCCUGGACCAUCGUUCUGGGUUCAUUCCUCCUGCAAUCGUCCUCAUAUGGAUACGUGAGCGCCUGCGGCGUGUUUCAGCUCUACUACAAGACUGUCCUGCUCCCCGGCUACUCGUCUCAGGAACUCGGCUGGAUCACGACCGUUGCCGUAUGCUUGAUAUUCGGGGCCUGUCUUCCGAUGGGUCACAUUGUUGACUUGUAUGGCAUCAGAGCUGUUACAGGACCCUCCGCUGCCUUGGGCGUCGCAUCGAUAGGCCUGCUCAGCCUGUGCACUAAAUACUGGCAAAUCCUGUUGUGCCAAGGCUUUGCCUUGGGGUUGGCCUGCAGCGGCACGAUGCUGCCGGCUGUUAUCUGCGUCACACAGUGGUUCUCCUCCAAGAGAGGCCUGGCAGUGGGAAUGGCGAGUGCCGGUGGUGGUUUCGGUGGUGUUAUCUAUCCUAUCAUGGUGGCCCGACUGAUUGACCAACAUGGAUUUUCCACAGCAGUCAAGUGGUCAACGUUGCCUAUGGGUUUCGGAAUGAUUUUUGGAGUCUUGCUUUGCGAAAGCCCCUUCCCAGCCAGGAAGGCCCGGGAAAGAGCAGAGCAGCAAAAGCGCCUUCAAGAAGGCUUUUCAGGUGCUCACAAUACUGACGCGGGGCAGAUAACAGAGUCUAAAGACGGGCAGGAAGGUGUGGACCUCAGCCCAGCGGCCCAAGGCUCGGACUCGGAGGAUCUAGAACAAGGCCGGAAACCAGGUGGCUUCUUAAAGUCAUUACGCCACAAUGGAGCGGCCUGGGCUUGCUUCGCCAUUGGGGCUUUUUUCUGUAUGUUCAGUCUCCUGUCGCCUCUGAACUACUUGCCUGAGAUGGCACAGGAGGCGGGAACGAGCCUCAGCCUCUCUCAAUACACGCUGAGCAUUAUAAAUGCGGGCCAAAUGUUUGGUCGCGUUUUACCGGGCUGGUUAUCCGAUCAUGCUGGGCCACUCACCACCAUGGCCAUGGUGAGCGGACUCUCGGCGAUAGCUAUGCUGGUCAUCUGGCUACCGCUCGACUUUUACCCUAAUUUUGCCGGUAUCAUCUUCUUCGCUGCAUUCUAUGGACUCAGCUGUGGUGGCUGUAUGAGCCUCGCAUCUCCGUGUGUAGUUGCACUGGCCGAUGGCAGAGUCCACGACCUUGGUGCAAAGAUGGGGAUCGCCUGUAUGUUCAUGGCAAUUGGUUCAUUAGUGGGCGUUCCUGUAAUUGGUGUCAUCAAAGAAAGCACUAACAGCUUCGAUGGACUCACUGCAACCGCGGGUGCUACAAUGGCUAUAGGCGGUGUGCUGUUCUUUAUUUCACGAGUCAAGCUUGGUGGCUGGAAGCUUUUGCAUAAGGUAUAAGGUAUUGCGAGGUUUGUUUCUCAGAUCGUAACCGGAAAGCAGCUUUUUACACGUCGCCAAAACCAGUCCCAUAUUUAAACUCGAUUGAAGACAUUGUCAAAAAACUGCUAAUAUUCUUUUGCUCUCUAUUAGCGAUGGGACUAUACAGAAAAGGGACAGGACAAUAUACUUGUUUAUAUUGAUUUAAAAUGGCUCAAAAAUCUUCAUGUUCGCGGAGUUGAGUCUGUCAGAUCUCCUUAGGG
Pseudomassariella vexata is the source of this 1955-nucleotide messenger RNA. Its product is annotated as MFS transporter. The record is from RefSeq and is a predicted model, not a curated record. Gene Ontology annotation, cellular component: fungal-type vacuole membrane. Gene Ontology annotation, molecular function: transmembrane transporter activity. The coding region runs from base 304 to 1713 and encodes 469 amino acids. Gene Ontology annotation, biological process: transmembrane transport. The transcript has 5 exons. NCBI's taxonomy places the organism in Eukaryota, Fungi, Ascomycota, Sordariomycetes, Amphisphaeriales, Pseudomassariaceae.